Messenger RNA from Manis javanica (Malayan pangolin), 2542 nucleotides. Its product is annotated as keratin, type II cytoskeletal 2 oral-like. Gene Ontology annotation, biological process: intermediate filament organization; keratinization. Lineage: Eukaryota; Metazoa; Chordata; Mammalia; Pholidota; Manidae. Gene Ontology annotation, cellular component: keratin filament. Gene Ontology annotation, molecular function: structural constituent of skin epidermis. The record is from RefSeq and is a predicted model, not a curated record.
GGUCUCUGAGUCUCCUCCAGCCUUCUGAGCUCACCCUUCCUUUGGAAUACUUUGCUGUUCACCAUGAGUCGCCAGGCCAGCUCCAGCCAACAGUCCUGCAGGUCUUCCAACGGCGGCCGCCAACAGGGCUUCAGUGGACACUCAGCUGUGGUGUCAGGCCAGAGUCGGGUCAGCUCCACAGCAUCCUCCUCGACCUCCCGCUCAGCGGGGGGCACUGGUGCAGCAGCUGCCUGUGCCAUGAUGGGAGGAGGUUUUGGCAGUAGGAGUCUCUACAACCUUGGGGGCAACAAGAAGAUCUCCAUCAGCGUGGCUGGAGGCAGCAUCCGGGCUGGAGGGUUUGGGGGGGCCAGUGCAGGAGGCUUAGGUGGUAGUGGCUUUGGAGGUGGUGGAAGAGGGAUGGGGGGCUUCUGUGGAAGAGCUGGUGGCUUUGGCGGAGGAGCUGGUGGCUUUGGUAGUGCUGGUGGCUUUGGUGGCCCCGGUGGCUUUGGUGGGGCUGGUGGCUUUCGUGGCCCUGGUGGCUUUGGAGGUCCCAGUGGUUUUGGUGGCCCUGGUGGCUUUGGUGGCCCUGGUGGCUUUGGUGGCCCUGGUGGUCCAGGUGGCUUCCCUGGGGGAAUCCAGGAAGUGACUGUUAACCAGAGCCUCCUGCAGCCCCUCAAUGUGGAGAUCGACCCCCAGAUUGGGCAAGUAAAGGCCCAGGAGUGGGAACAGAUCAAGACCCUCAACAACAAGUUCGCCUCCUUCAUUGACAAGGUGCGGUUCCUGGAGCAGCAGAACAAGGUCCUGGAGACCAAGUGGAGCCUCCUGCAGGAGCAGGGCUCGAGUUCUCACACCACCAACAACAAUCUUGAGCCUUUUUUUGAGAAUUACAUCAGUAGCCUCCAGGCCUUCCUGGAUGGGCUACACAAUGAGAAGGACAAAUUGCAGGAUGAGCUGAAGAGCAUGGAGGAGAUGGUGGAGGAUUUCAAGAAGAAGUAUGAAGAGGAGAUCAACAAACGCACAGCUGCAGAGAACGACUUUGUGGUCUUGAAGAAGGAUGUCGAUGCUGCCUACAUGAACAAAGUGGAGCUGGAGGUUAAGGUGGACAGUGUGACAGAUGAAAUCAACUUCCUGAAGGCCCUUUAUGAUGCCGAGCUGUCCCAGAUGCAAUCAGACACCAGCGACACCUCUGUGGUGCUGUCCAUGGACAACAACCGCUGCCUGGACCUGGACAGCAUCAUCACCGAGGUCCGUGCCCAGUACGAGGCGAUUGCCCAGAGGAGCAAGGCCGAGGCCGAGGCCCUGUACCAAACCAAGUUGGGAGAGCUGCAGACCACGGCUGGCAAGCACGGGGAUGACCUAAAGAGCACCAAGAGUGAGAUCAUGGAGCUCAACAGGAUGAUCCAGAGGCUGCGGGCUGAGAUCGAGAAUGUCAAGAAGCAGAAUGCCAAUCUGCAGACGGCCAUUGCUGAUGCAGAGCAGCGUGGGGAGGUGGCCCUCAAGGAUGCCAAUACCAAGCUCCAGGAACUCAAGGCCGCCCUGCAGCAGGCAAAGGAGGACCUGGCCCGCCUGCUGAAGGAGUACCAGGAGCUGAUGAAUGUCAAGCUGGCCCUGGACAUUGAGAUCGCCACCUACCGGACCCUCCUGGAGGGCGAGGAGUGCAGGAUGUCAGGAGAGUGCCAGAGUUCCGUGUGCGUCGAGAUGGUGCACACCAGCAGCAGCAGCGGCGGUGGCGGCAGCAGCGGGGCCCACGGAGGGCGCGCCUCCGGAGGAGGAGCCCCAGGAGGAGGAGCCCCGGGGAGAGGAGCCCUGGGAGGAGGCGCCCUGGGAGGAGGCGCCCUGGGAGGAGGCUCCCACGGAGGAGGCGUCCACGGAGAAGGAGCUGGGGGUCGCGGGGGCCUGGGCAGCGGGGGUCGCAGCGGCGCGGCAGACCGCGGGGGUCUGGGCUCGGGCACCGGCUCCUGCGGGAGCUCCGCGGUGCGCGGGAGCUUCUCCGGUUCCGGGGGCUCGGGCGCAGUCAGCGGGGUCGGCAGCAGCUCUGUCCGGGGCUCACAAAGCUCCUCCCAGAGCCAGCGGACCCACCACAAAUUCUGAAGGCGGCGCGGGAGGUGUCCCCAGCUCUCCCAGCUCUUUCACUGGCCGGCACACCCGUCCUCUUUCCCGAUCCUCCCGCCCCAGGCCUUUCCCAAAGCAUCUUCUGAGCAGCACCCCCGAGCACCCCCUUCACACACGACUGGCGCUGCAGCCCAAAAUUUGCAGGGAAGGAUGACUGGGCUGAAAAACCAUCUAUCCCCACAAAACCAGGUGGAGGAGCAGUGUCGAGGAGCUGGGCUGUGUCAGGGCCCCUGCCCCACAGGUGUCCCACCCCAGCCACAUGUCCCUCUGCCUUAUGGGAAAGCACCAGCCAGCCCGGAGCACAUCCCUUCCCCCACCCUUGUAGACAAGGGUGCCCUCGGUCCCCACCUCCUACUGGUGCUUUGAUUUCCUAUGAGCGGUACUUGUCCCUUCUUAGCUCCAAGAAAAUAAUUCUCUUCUGUAUCUUCAAUAAACUGCUUUGUUUCAGACA